Molecule: messenger RNA, 1787 nt
Organism: Anopheles funestus (African malaria mosquito)
Lineage: Eukaryota; Metazoa; Arthropoda; Insecta; Diptera; Culicidae
Gene: Acat2
Product: acetyl-CoA acetyltransferase
Exons: 4
Coding region: 411-1598 (395 amino acids)
Biological process (GO): fatty acid beta-oxidation
Molecular function (GO): acetyl-CoA C-acetyltransferase activity
Source: RefSeq, a predicted model, not a curated record
CCUCGUAUGGCAUUAGACGCUCGUGUAAACAAUAGCAGCGGUGCUGGUGUUUGUAAAAUUCAUUCGUAAAACCCCGCUACCUAUUGCGUAAAGUGCUUCACCAUACACCCGCUUAUUCGGUGGGGAGGGAUAUGCGUAUUGAAAUCCCGUUUCUUCUGUUGUUCCCAAGUGUUAAAAUUUCAUUCGUGAAACUCACUUGCGCUAGUGACCACGUUGACUUGUUGCGUACCUGUCAUCUGUAGCGGCGUUUUCUUAUUUUGCCUUGUCUGCAUAAUCGUGUGCAUCAACUGUUGCCUUUCCGUGCAUUCCUAACCUUAUCAGUGCAUUUAUUGCAUUUCAAUUUUGACGAACUGAGAGUGUUAUAGAAACAUAACGUGUCGUGUAACAUCAUACCCUCAGCUUGAAUCAAAAUGACUUCAGCACCAACAGAAGUUUUCAUCGUAUCGGCCGCCCGAACCCCGAUCGGCAAUUUCAUGGGAACACUCGCCUCGCUCAGCGCCGCCGAUCUUGGUGCCGUGGCUGUGAAAGGAGUGCUGCAACGUGCCGGUGUAGAUCCUGCUGAUGUCAAUGAAGUUAUCCUUGGUCAAGCAUUAACAGCCGGACAGGGACAGAAUCCGGCCCGCCAAGCCUCCAUGAAGGCCGGUGUACCGAAGGAAGUACCGGCCUACAACAUUAAUAUGCUAUGUGGGUCGGGCCUUAAAACGGUUGCCCUAGGUUAUCAAGCAAUACGUGUUGGCGAUGCUAACGUGGUUGUUGCGGGUGGGCAAGAAUCGAUGUCAAAAGCACCACACGUCAUUCAUCUGCGCGGUGGCACUAAAAUGGGCGAAGCCAAGAUGGUCGAUUCGUUGUUGAACGAUGGUUUAACGGAUGCGUUCCACGACCUGCAUAUGGGUGUUACUGCAGAAAAUCUUGCCGCAGAAUAUAGCAUCAGUCGAGAGGCCCAGGACACGUUCGCUGCCAAAAGCCAACAGUUGGCAGAAGAAUCUCAACAGAAAGGAUACUUCACGGAGGAGAUUGUUCCGGUUGAGGUUCCAGGACGCAAAGAAACGAUUAGGCUCGCGGUCGAUGAAUACCCCAAGCAUGGUACAACGAUGGAUGGAUUGGCCAAGUUGCGACCGUGCUUUAUUAAGGACGGUACGGUAACACCGGGUAAUGCUUCCGGGAUAAACGAUUCAGCUGCAGCUGUGCUGCUGAUGUCCGCGGAGGAGGUCAAGAAGCGAGACGCUAAACCAUUGGCAAAAAUCGUAGCUUAUGCACAGACUGGAAUUUGCCCUAAGACGAUGGGUGCUGGACCGAUAUCAGCCGUGCAAGCUGUGCUACAAAAAGCCGAAUGGAAAAUGGAUGACGUCGAUCUUUUUGAAUUGAACGAAGCGUUCGCCGCUCAAGCACUGGCCGUCAACAAGGGUCUUGGUGUCGAUCCGACGAAGGUUAACGUUGGCGGAGGAGCAAUCGCUCUCGGCCAUCCAAUUGGAGCAUCAGGUUGUCGUGUGCUUGUAACACUUCUCUACGCUUUGAAGCGAACAGGCGGCAAGAAAGGAAUUGCAUCGCUAUGUGUUGGUGGUGGAAUGGGUGUCGCGAUGGCCGUGGAAUUGGUGUAAGGUUUUAUUUGUUUACCGCAAUAUUCUCUGCAACAUGUGUACUUAUGAUUACCGAUCGAUAUGUAUUUUUGCGUACACGCAUGUAUUUUCCCUUUAUAUAAAAAGUAUUGUUCUGUUACGCAGACACCGCCCUUUGCAAAACAGCAUAACCAUAGGUGAAUUGGUAAUAAACGGAUGAUUAACUUGUAA